AGAGUAUUGCUCUCCCGAAUUUCGAGAACGUGUUGGGUGGAUCCUUCUUCCCCCUCUGAAAAGCCAAAAAAAAAGGAAAAAAGAAAAACAUAAAUUCAUCAAUCCACCGUGUGCUAUCUAUACCGCUUGGAGAGCCUAGGGGUGGAAUUCCUCUAUCGUCUAUAGAUUCGUCACUCAUCCACCGCAACCCUAUCAACGCGCUCCGGAAAAAGUUUGUUAUAUCAUACUGCCUAUCUGGCACCACACAAUUUAGCUGCUCAUUGGAAAAAACGGGAAAACACAGCAGUAAUAGUCUGCAGAGUCGAGUAAGGACAGCUCCUUCACACUGGAUAAUCCCCUCUUUCGUGUUACUCGAAGUUUCAUAUCGUCGGGAUUGCGCUAGCGGCUCCAUUUAUUCCACCCCUCAUCGACUCUGUUUGUCGGAUAAGGGCCGAUAGAACCUGUGGAAGAAUUAGGACUCUACCGACGUUUCACAGGAUAGCAUAAGGAAUUUUUUAAAUUUUUCUUUCCUGUACCGGUACUGUCCAGUUUGUUAAAGGAAAAACCGGAUCCCCCAAUCUUUUCCUCGAUUUCUACUGCAGUGCACUAGCAUCCUCCAUUCUUCUACCGCUUUUCCAAAGGGUGGCCAAUUUCUAUCGCCUUAAAAGUUUUCUUCUUAGUUGUGGCUUCCCUCUCCAAGGGACACAGCGAUCAAAAAAAGCAAGUGCAGAGCCCCCCACUGUGCACCUGCCCUUGGUCUCGUUUGCAAGGGCUAGCAAGGCUGACAAAGCUACCGGUACUCUUUCGUUGCUUGGUCCCUUGUCGAAUUUCUUCGGGCACGAAUUGAGCGCAUCCCUACCUACAAACGGUCAUCUGCCCACAAGGAAACUCUUACAGGAAACUAGGACACACACUUCCCCGACCAGCGUCAUUCGUGUUCCUGAUUGGGAAGACUUUUGCUAGUGCUCGAACGGGUAGGUUCGCCUUGGGUACUAAUUUUUUUCUUUUGAAAGUCGCGCCUCAAGGGUUUGACGAGUUACUUUCGUCAUAGCAAUUACCCCCUCCUGCUUGCAUAACUUUUUUUACAUCUUUCAAAAUGCUCAACUUUAGUUUUUAAUUUCUUUCUGACGUGUUGCUAGUGUGGUUGGCAGAAACGUUCAUCUGUUCGCAUCCUAGCAGAUCCCAUUGUGACACCCGGUCUCCUACCCCGGAUUUGCUCUAGCUUAUUACCUGAGCUCCUCCCACUUUGUUUCGGCUGGCCGCUGGCUGAAAGGUUCUGCGGAGUUUACCCUUCAACACCCAGCUUUUUAGAAAGAACAGCAAGAACAACAACAACAGCAGCAGCAAAUUUGCGAAACAAUUACACAGGUGCUCAAACAAACUUUCAAUUCGCCUCCGAUCUGCAAGCAUUCGAACGCGGAAUCAGUUGCGAUGCCUCUAAACCCUUUACAAAACGCUGUUCCAAAACAGCAGAUUCCGAAAGAGGCGCCUUCCUACUUUGCUCCAUUUUUCCCACAGGCUCCAAAAGCCACUGAAGGAGUUUCCAUCUGGAAACCUCACCCAAACACUAAUGAACCACAUUUCCGAUCCAAAGCGCCGAAAAACCAGCCUAGCACACCUCCCCAGAUUCCUACUGUCGGCGCUGCUUCCGUUCAUCACUCCAAGCAGAAUAGCUUUUCUAGCAGCAAAAAAAAUAGCAUUGAUGAUGGGAGAGCACAGCUGUAUCAGCCCAAGGUGAAUAAGAGCUUGGAUGAGAUUAUGUGGUUGGGGUCUGUUUUAGGGUUCCCCGUACCAGCACCUCCGCCACCGCGGGUCGAGCCAACCAUCCGGACUAAGCUCUCUAGAAAGCCAGAGGCCAAAUCGAGCGCCGCCUGUUUGAAUGCCAAUGACUAUGUUGUGCAGGGGGAUACAAGGACGGAAGAACAGAAGAAGGCAGACGAGGAGGCAGAGAGGAAGAGGAAGGAGGAUGAAGAGGCCAGGAGAAAGAGACUUGCAGCACAUUCUAAGAAGGCCGGUGAAUUUAGGGGUAAUCAGGGAGAACAACGGGUCAGACCAUCGGGUCGAAGGGGGAAGGUGUUUUUACCCAUUCCUUUACCGCAGGAAACGGCCCAGAGGAGCAAUCGUCCAAAUGCCAACCACAGACCCAACCUUCCAGACAACAAUACCAGUUAUGCGCCCUCUCACCCAUUCCUUCCUCAGCCGAUUGAGACUACUCGCAGAAGCAAUAGGCGUCCUGAAAAGGCGAAAGUGGGGAGUGAAGAGAGCGUUUGGAUGGGACUUCCUCAGCCGAUUGAAACUGUGAGAAGGAGCAAUAGGAAGGGCCCCCUAGUGAGCAGAGGAAGCGGGGGAUGUUCGGACAACAAGGAUGGAAAGGACGAUACUAAGCCCGUCUCUACAGAAGUACUGCCGGAGCUAAUAGGAUCUUCGCUGAGAUCCCAUCGCCCACGGAAGUCACAGGAGUCGACUCUUCCUCGACCGGAAGAAACGACUAGGAGAUCCAACCGGCCAACCGCAACUCCUGUCCAGGGAGCCGAACAGGAUCUGCCGACUCCGACAGCUUCUUUCUUCGGACCUAAUAUUGUCCCUCAGCCCUACGAGACUACAAGGCGUUCUCACAGGCCUAUCUCAGCACGACCCUUGAUUCCUCAACUUGUUGAGACUUCUCGGCGAUCCAAUCGCGUUCGGGUGCCUCAGCCGGAAAUGCACCUGGUGAUGGAGCCAGAAAAUGCACCCCAGCCUGCGGCGCUGUCUAGCCACAGUGGUCACCACUACUUGCGGAGGAGUAGCACCACUAAGCCCAACACCCCGGGCUUGUACCCUACAUCAGGUGCUUUUGCGAGAGAUCCGGAAAGGGAGAGACGCGUUAUGAGGAAAGUUUGGGCUCGUCCUAAUGAUCACGUUUCGCAUCUCCACGAGCCUGUCGAUUCAGCACCUCCGAGCCCGGCCGGUAGCCCAGAACAAUCUCGAUGCCCUAGUCUUAGCACUUCGCCUACUUCAUCUACAGCUAGUUCUACAUGGGAGACUUCUAAUAAGUUGAACAAAACUGUUGGUGCCAAGGCUGCCAGGCGGGGCUCCAGGGGGGACGGGUUUGGUCCAUAUAUUCUUGGCUUGGGGAAAGAUCUUCUAAAAGAGGGGGUGGUCGGGAGUGCAGGGAUCAAGCGCGAGCGGACGAAAGAGGAGGUGGAAUGCCCCUUUCCGGUUGUUACCGAGGAUAAGUGGAGUGGGGACAAACGGACCAAGGUUGCAACGGACGCUAGCGGGAUUAGAAGCGAGAGAUCCGAAACUGUCCGCCCUAAGUUUACAUCUGCAAUCACAGAUGGCGUAUUGGAGAUCAAACAUCCCCAGCCGAGGCGGGCUUCCGACGAAAAGGCGGUAGAUGAUUAUCCCAUCUGUCAUUCUCCCGUGCAUGGAAAAUUCGCGGUUCCUUGGGGUAAGAAGGAGGAACAGACCGAGGAGCGCGGUGGAUUCAACAGCUCUCGUAUUCCGACUGACGAGUUUGAUGGCCCCGCGCCCCUCAAUAUCGGCACUGCGAACGUGAAUACCCAGCUUCCAACUCCACCAGACUCCCUCCCAUCAUCCGAGUCGAACAAGCAAUUUCUCGGGGGCCCGAGAAUAGCACCUUCCCGUGUGAUAUACACUCCUAUGGCCCCCUCUCCCGGAUACACCGUCGCAUCUCUCCCCCCUCGACGAAAGGGCGAUAACGAUGUCGAAGUCACGGAAGAGUUUGUCAACGCUUUGAUGGUAUACUUGAGCUUGAACUAUGAAUCUAUCGCGGCAAAGUACGAUGCGGAGCUUGCACUCUAUACCAAUACGUCGGAAGCUCAGGUCAAGGCGGAUAGGAAGGGUGUUGUGAGGAAGUACGUUGAGCGUUGGGUCUCUGAGAAUCCGGAAAUGGCAUCGGGUGAAGGCAGGAAGGGUGGUUUCUGGUAGCCUGAUCCUUUUGGAAAGGAGAGCAAAGGCUUCUUUUUCUUGUUUGUUCGUGACGUGGCAGGUGGAACUUUUCUGAAAUUCGCACCUAGUUUUAUGCUCUUCCUUUCUCCAAUUCUCGAAUUCCAUUGCUGUGUCUUUGGAAGAAUUGCAUUACAUAGUUUUGUGCGAGGGGUAUAUGUUUAGUGUCUUGCUUGCUUGCUGUGACCUUUUCCCCCUCUCUUUUAUUUUUCUCCCCGGCUUCUUUCAAUCAUUCUUCUGGUUUGGGUUAUUCUUUUUUUUCUUCCGUAUGGCACGGGCAUUUAUCUAUGGUCCUGUUUUUUUAGGAAAAACAACCUUGAUUGAAUUUUGCUAUGGACGAUGUACUUUUUUUUUAUCUCCUUCCUGUUCCUACUCUUGCUCUUACUGUGCCUAGUCGCUGCAUACCUUACGUUAAAAAAAAACUCGCUCGAAUUUUCAAAUUAUUUAAUAUAUUUUUUCCCUUCCCCCGGUUUUUCAUUUUUUUUGCAAACGGAGCAUGAAUGCGUGCGGUGGGAAAUUGGCGUAUAUACUAAUUUACUUAUCAUACUAGCCAGGGCUGGCAGGUUGAGGUGUUUUGGUUUGGUAUAGUACGUGCCUAAGUACCCAAUGUUGGGCUAGCUACUGUAAAGUAUUUUUUGGAUUCACUUGGGUUUUGUGGAUUUGAUGUGAUAUGAUAUAUGAUAUGAUAAGGUAGACAGCCCUCCCAGACCAUCCGGAAGCCCCCCUCACCCAGGUAGCUAAACCCAAAUAAGAAUCUUUCCAGUGGUUUGCUUGUAUGAACUGCGGCAACUGCAAUGAUCACCGCUCGUCUCCUCAUGCAAAGCCCAAUCAGCAUUUUCAUUCAUCCGGAUGGGGGUGCCCGGUCGGCCUGGGGUGAUUAACCCGACCCAUGGAGACUUUUUCUUUUCUUUUCUUUUUCACUUGCUGGGGACUGCGCGUGUACUGUACUCGAGUACUCAUGCGGGUAGAGGAAAGGUGUGCGGUACUCGAGUACCGUACAGUACAAGUAUGGGGUAUGGGGUGAUCUGCGGGAGAUAAGAAUAUUUACGGGUGGUGCCAUCAGUAAUAAAUUUGUAUUUGGCGGCCGAAGGAGAUCAGCAUAGAAGGGUCACAAAGUGUCACUCGUGUUGCGACUUUGACGGUGUGUCUUGGGCGGUUAAGAUCAGCCUGUGGGGAUUGGAUUUGAGCUGCGCUGUGAGGUGAGGGUUUCUGUUUGGGUUUCUUUUUUUUUUUCCCCUUUAGGGGGUAUCAUAUGAUAUCGUACAAAGUUUUAUCAUACUGUGAUGAAGGAUCGUUGCACGGUCAUAACUUAUCGAACUGCUUGAAAAGAAUUCUAAAAAAACCACUCUGCCAACCGUCCAUAUAUAUG
Tuber aestivum (summer truffle) is the source of this 5296-nucleotide messenger RNA. Lineage: Eukaryota; Fungi; Ascomycota; Pezizomycetes; Pezizales; Tuberaceae. The record is from the annotation of a GenBank genome assembly.